UUGGUCUUUCCCAGCCCAUUGAAAGGGAAACAAAGGGACAGAGACAGCGCAGAAAGCUGGCAACUGAAAAGCAGGUUGGGGUGGAGAACCGAGAUCUUGCGUAGCAAUGGCACGAACACGGAGAGCAUUGCCCAUCCAAUACGUCUUGACACUUGCGCUAACAUGUCUGACUGCUCCGCUCCUUUUUGCAAAUGUUGCUCGUUUUGUUGCGCCAAUCUACGGUCACUUCCUCGCAAGCCAGUACCACUUUCACGCUGCAACUGCGUCAGUUUUGAUCGGUGGGGUGUUGGGUUACUUUAGAGUUCCAAAGAAUGCACGGUUGCCUUUGUCGAUAGGCAUAGCGUCCCUAUUGGGACUAAUGAUUGGCUACAUGCGCUUCUCCUUCGACUAUAGUGGCACACUAGGUCCUACAUUCGGCCCUCUUGUGAGCAUGGCAAUAGUCUAUCCAGUCCUGGGCCUCCAAGCCGCAGCAUUAGUAUCGAGACUCCCGCAAAAGAAGAUGGACAGUGCUCUCCUCGUUUGCGGAGUGUUAGUUGGCAGUUUUUUGAAUGCGAAGAAAGUAGACACAUUAGCUCGGAAGUUGGUGGAUGUGAAGACGUGCGGCAUCAUCGACCUGGCAAUUUAUGGAUGGAUUACAUUAGCGUUCUUGGAUGCACUGGACAUGUGGCCCCGCACGGUAGACGUACCAUCACCUGCGUUGCAGGAAGAGAAAUCCAACGCAGAUAGUAAAGGAGAAAAAAAGGGGAAAAAGAGAACAUCUGGCAAACAAGAAGAAAAAAAGGAGACUGGUGUGCAAUCGACCGCACCUCUUCCAGCAUCCGACGGUCGUAGUGUGAUGAGCAAGAGCUUUAACCUUAUAUUGGCUAUCGCACUACCGCUGCUCCUACGGAGCUCUUUCGAUGGAGGACUUCAGUGCAACUUGCCCUCUGUCAAGCCUGAGCAACACGGCAAGUACUCAAUUCUAGCGCGUGACGAGUCUGUCACUGGCUACCUGUCGGUCAUUGAGGAUCCCAAUCUCCACGAUGGUACACGCUUUUUGCGCUGUGAUCAUUCUCUCAUCGGCGGUGCUUACCUGCAGCAUGAGAUGGAUUCUGUCUUUGGAUCGUUCUACUAUCUUGACUUUGUUCGCUUUGUCGACCGCAAAAAGGACGACACUGAGAGGGCUUUGCAGAUCGGAUUGGGCAUAGGUGUGACAACGCGGUCGCUGACCCUUCACACACCAAUCCAGGUAGACUUGGUGGAACUCGACCCGAUUGUGUAUACCUAUGCACGCAAGUAUUUUGAUCUACCGGAACCUCAUUCUGUUCACUUUGGGGACGGCCGGGCUUUCCUCGAUGAAUCUCCCGACGGUGUAUACGAUUAUGUUUUACAUGAUGUGUUCACGGGAGGCUUGGUUCCGUCAACGUUAUUUUCGGUUGAAGCGCUUCAGAAUGUCCGCAGGGUGUUGAAGCCCAACGGAGUUUUGGCUUUGAACUACGUUGGAACACUGGAUUCUCUCGCCACUAAGGCCGUCAUCAAGACUUUACAUACAGUGUUUCCGAACCUCGAAUGCUAUACAGAAGACCCUAAAGAAGCAGCCGGUCCGGAUGCCAUAUAUAACAUUGUUUUCUUUGCGUCGAGCAAGCGGAUUGUAUUUCUCCCCCCGAGCCAGGAUGACAUGGCGAGAGGAGGCUUGUAUGCAGAGUUUCUCAAGACAUUUGAUGAUCAUCGGGUUGAUCUGGAUUUCAGAACCGUGGCUGGGGAGCUGAUGACGGAUAAGAAAAACAUGUUGCCCAAAUUACAAAUUGAGAGCGCUAAGAAGCAUUGGAAAGUGAUGAGGACGCUGUUCGGGAUCGAGUUUUGGGGAGUCUAAAGACUUUGUAUGCCGUUGUGCAAGGAGUGCCUUAUUCCUAGGGCCAAAGUCUCUAAUAUAUUUGAUGUUCACUGCUUUGGCUGUGUAUAUCGCACAUUAAACUGAUA
Spizellomyces punctatus DAOM BR117 is the source of this 1959-nucleotide messenger RNA. RefSeq lists its product as uncharacterized. The coding region runs from base 107 to 1852 and encodes 581 amino acids. The transcript has 5 exons. Lineage: Eukaryota; Fungi; Chytridiomycota; Chytridiomycetes; Spizellomycetales; Spizellomycetaceae. The record is from RefSeq and is a predicted model, not a curated record. Gene Ontology annotation, biological process: polyamine biosynthetic process.